CUUAAUGCAUCAGAAGAAGCUCUCUCCCGGAUGUAACGAAAGGAGAAACUCUCCAUGUGAUUUUGUUACUCUCGUUAAACACGUUUAACUUCGAAACAGUUGAAAAUGAAUAUAUUUGUUUACAGACUAACAGUCUUUUUCUUUAAAGUUAUUUACGAAACCGUACCGUAAAUCCCGCCAGCUGUCGCGUAACUGCUCAUUCGAGAAGCUAACCCUGCUAAUCCACGCGCUCGUUCAUUUAUGAAGCAUGGAGAUAACCGAUCGUGAUUUUCUGAACACUCCUCCCUUAAAAACCGUCAGGUUUGGUGGUAGUGUUGUGGAAACAUUAGCCAAGUAUAAACAGGGAGACUUGAGUGACUACGAACUGCUGAAGCAUCAGCUGGCCGAUCCUGAUAUAAAGGAUGCACAGAUUAUUACAUGGCUACAAGAGUUUCGGAAUUGUAUCGCUCAGCUCACCAAAGACCAUGAACAACUCAUCUACACUCUCUUAAGGCUUCCCUGGGUGGAUCGAAGCCAAGCAGUGGCGGAGGAGUACAUGGCCUUCCUUAGUAACCUAGUAUCAGCACAGACCGUCUUCCUAUGUGCAUGUCUCCAAAUGAUCGUCAAGUACUUUACGCCGAAAAGGAUAGCCAUCUCUGAAGGAGGAGUCGAUAUGUCGGAUACAGAUGAUGAAGAUGAAUAUCUCCCCAAACAUUUCAACCGCUGCCACCAAGCUUUGCAGCUCAUCACAAGAUAUGUCCCAUCCACAAGUCACUUUCUGGUGCCCAUUUUGCAAGACAGGUUUCCGUUUGUUCAAAAGUCCUCCAGAACCCUGGAGUGUUACGUCCACAACCUACUGAAACUGAGUGUGUACAUACCGACCAUUCGACGAGACGUACUGGAGAUCAUCAUUGGACAGAUGCUUAAACUAGAUGUGAGCGCAUCCCGUUCCGAUAUCGAAGAGGCUGAAGAGAAAAUGGUUCAAAGCCAUAUGUCAGGCAACUCUACUGAAGAGGCCCUCUUUGAUAUGGACGAGGACCUGCAGACAGAUGAGCCCCCCAAUUUGGAAAUCAUGUCCCACCCGGUGGCUGACAGGCUUGAUUCACUCAUGGCAAUCCUGUUGGCGUAUAUCAAGGAUGUCUGCCUCGUCAAUGGCGGUCUUCAUACAGACAGAACAAAGGAAUUGUACAGGGACUUGUUGGAUGUGUUUGACAAGCUCAUCUUGCCCACACAUGCUUCGUGUCACAUCCAGUACCUGAUUUUUUACCUCUGCAGCUUCAGGCUGGUGAGUCUGCUGCCCCUUUUUUUUUUCCUCACGAGGGUGGCUGUAUUAAUAUUAAAUCAUAAUUCUGUCUUCAAGGCACUCGCGGAGGCUUUCCUGGAGCACUUGUGGAAGAUUCUGCAGAGUCCAUCUCAGCCCGCUGUCCUCCGCCAGGCUGCUGCGGGAUACAUGGGAAGCUUCCUCGCCAGAGCCAACUUCAUCCCUGUGCUCACAGUACGGGCGUGUCUGGACCUGCUCAUCCCGUGGAUCCAUCGCUACAUCGACAGUCAGGAUAGUAAAGGCGGGCAGGCCUGCUGUGACAUCAGCCUCCAUGGACCCUUCUACACCGCCUGCCAGGCGGUCUUUUACACCAUCAUCUUCAGACAUGGAGCCAUUCUGGCGGGAGACAUGAAGAAAGGCUUGGAGUACCUCCAGAGUUUGAACCUGGAGAGGGUGGUCAUGUGUCAGAUGAACCCGCUUAAAGUGUGUCUCCCAGCAGUCACCAAUUUGUUUGCAGCCAUCACCAGGAAAUAUCAGGUGGUUUUCUGUUACACCAUCAUAGAGAGGAACAACCGCCACUUGUUGCCCAUGGUGCACAGCUCUGCAGGAGGUGACAGCGUGAGCACCAACACCAACCCCUUGGACAGCUUCUUUCCUUUUGACCCCUACCUGCUAAAAAGGUCUGGUGAACUGAUAGAGCCUCUCUACCAGGUGUGGGAGGAGCCGGCAGACUCGGAGCUGGUCGUCCCUAAAAGAGUCCCUCAGGGCUCGAAAGAGGACGAACUUGACUUCCUGGGCGGGGAGACGCCGCAGGGCGACGAGAUGGUCGGGAUGACACCCAACUCGUUUGAAUCCAACCCCAGUAUCGGCUCACCUCCCAUCUACUUCCAGAGACAGUGCUAGUUCCACAUGGCGAACUGUCACACUUGGCCGGGUCAUCCUGAGACCUGACGAAUAAUAUUUGUAAUGAUUCACAUUGCAUUCAUAUCAGGGUGGAAACAUCUCGGAGGCAACUUUCUCAUCCUGUCCUUUUAUGAUUUUUUGUUUUCUCUCUAUCUGGUGCAAUAGCAAGAAACAUUAAUGACGUUAGUGUUAGAGCCGUAUACUCUCAAAAUAUUUUAGGUUUUGUUUGAAUUUUACAAGCAGUUGUACAGAUAAGUUUUCCUUUUGGUGGGGAUAUAUAAACUAAUGAUCCUUGUUAUAUUUGCUUCUGUGAGCAUGGGGCACACCAAAUGGCUUAUUUUGGUUUUAAGUUUAUUCUCUUCAGUUGUUGAAAAAUCUGCUCCAGUUGUUACUGGAAUAGACUUUUGAUAUGAAUUUGAAUAACGAUAAGUCAUUUAUCAGUUAUUCCUUUAUUAUAAAAGAGUAACAGAAAGAAUGAGGCCACAACAAAGAUUCAGUCUGGUUGAAAUACAGGACAUGAUAGUCAUUUAUACAGUAUGUGCGUUGUUCAUAGAAAUAUAAAGAACCAUGACGGAUGGAUGGCUGUUUGGACUCUUGAUUACGAACGACACAAGAUAACACAACAGGAGCUACAUCGGUGAUUUCCUAAUAUUGUACAACAACGUCCCUCGCAUCAUGCAAUGAUGUUGACCCAACAAACUGUUCAGGUUGGUCUUGCGUAUCAACGCAAAAUCUUGCUCUGCUUCCAUUCACAAUGGGAGAAACAAUUGAGGU
Messenger RNA from Syngnathus acus (greater pipefish), 2917 nucleotides. It is a transcript of the gene rrn3, whose product is annotated as RRN3 homolog, RNA polymerase I transcription factor. Gene Ontology annotation, biological process: transcription initiation at RNA polymerase I promoter. Gene Ontology annotation, molecular function: RNA polymerase I general transcription initiation factor activity; RNA polymerase I core binding. The transcript is spliced from 16 exons. The record is from RefSeq and is a predicted model, not a curated record. Bases 248 to 2143 code for a protein of 631 amino acids. Gene Ontology annotation, cellular component: nucleus. Lineage: Eukaryota; Metazoa; Chordata; Actinopteri; Syngnathiformes; Syngnathidae.